AACAGUUAUAAUGUGGAGCUUGAAGAAACCGCUCACGAAACGUCUCAAGCUCAAAGCUUGGUUAAAGGAAGGACCAUCUUCUUACCAUCUGCAAUAUGUGGAGCGGUUCAAGCUGCUUCAUAAUGCCCUUCAUUGGUUACUACUCAUCUCCGUUCUGGCGAAUACUGCACCUAUUACUAUUCUUCCCGGCAGCCCCAAUAGAUUCUAUCGAUUGAUCCAUCUACUAUGGAUGAUCAUUUGGUAUGGAAACUUCGCCAUGGCCUCCUACGUUGAAUUCGUGCUCGUCACUAUAAACAGAGUUUCACUGGAUCGCUACCUAAAUUCCAUUGAAUCUGGAGUCUAUGUGAUCCAUAUAUUUGUUAUCAUGCUUCUCACUUGGCAAUGGAGGAACUCGGUUCCAAAAGUCAUACAGGGUAUUGUAAGAUCGGAUCUGGAAAGGGGCUAUGACAUAGAUUGUCAGAGAACCAAGAGGUUUAUUAAGCUGCAGCUGUUUCUGUUGGGGAUUUUCACCUGUCUGGCCGUUAUCUUAGAUGUCUGGAGUAAAAAAUUUGUGAUACCUAGGUCGCUCUUGAGUAUUAACAGCUAUGUGCUGCCCAAUAUCAUAAGCAGUUUAUCCUUUAUUCAGUACUACCUUCUGCUCCAAGGAAUCGCAUGGCGUCAGAGGAAGGUAACCGAAAACCUGGAGCGGGAAAUAUUCCACUUACUUAACCCUCGGAAAGCGGAGAUCCAAAGAUUUCGCCUGCACCACGCAGAGCUGACAAAUUUUACCAGAUUGGUGAACCGCACUUUUCAGUAUUCCAUUGUACUCCUCUUUGUGGGAUGUUUCUUGAACUUUAACCUGGUCUUGUUCCUGGUUUAUCAGGGCAUUGAGAAUCCAACGAUAACCGACUUGGGUAAGUGGAUCUACAUGCUCCUCUGGUUGGCCAUGCACUUGGGAAAGGUUUGCAGCAUCCUGCACUUCAAUCAGAAGAUAAAGAACGAGCAAUCCAAGUGUUUGACCUUAUUAAGCGGCGUCUCGUGCUCUGGCAACGAUCUUCAGGAUACUAUUAACCACUUUAUUCUUCAAAUGCGAACGAAUAUACGACAGCAUGUGGUGGGAGGAGUAAUAGAUCUGAACCUCAAAUAUUUAACAGCGCUGCUAGUAGCCUCUGCUGAUUUUUUCAUCUUUCUGCUGCAAUAUGAUGUAACCUAUGAGGCUUUAGCUAAAUCGGUUCAGGGAAAUAUCACUAAAAAUUAA
This is a messenger RNA of Drosophila suzukii, 1237 nucleotides long. The record is from RefSeq and is a predicted model, not a curated record. Lineage: Eukaryota; Metazoa; Arthropoda; Insecta; Diptera; Drosophilidae.